UCCCUGUCAUGAUUCAUGCCCAACCCCCUGUCAUGAUUCAUGCCCAACCUCCUGCCCAAGCCAACCUGGACGAGCCUGGAGCUGCAGUGAACGAUGCCGUCCUUGAUAUGGUUCACCUGGGUGGAGGAGUCUUGGUCCCUCAAGACAAGCUUAAAAAAUUAUUUGAGGCCGAAAAAAUGACUGAUUCAAGGUUUUGUAGGGAUGCCCUUCGGGUGAUGUAUCGGAAGGGAGAACUAGUGAAUCGGAGUGUGACCGGCUCGAGAAGUCGAAGGUUCCUCACCGAGGACAGGGAAACCACCCGAGCCAUCACACCAAAGAAGAUGUGUGCUGUGAAAAAUGCCUAUGUCCUCUACCUGAAGGCAAAAAACAAGGAUGUGAGAGAGACAGAAAUAGAAGCACGUCUUCCCAAUGUCAAUAGAUUUAUUGCCAGUAUGCUACAGGACAACAACAGCAGAGCUAAGAAGGCCCUGUAG
Molecule: messenger RNA, 473 nt
Organism: Ixodes scapularis (black-legged tick)
Lineage: Eukaryota; Metazoa; Arthropoda; Arachnida; Ixodida; Ixodidae
Exons: 3
Coding region: 9-473 (154 amino acids)
Biological process (GO): negative regulation of DNA-templated transcription
Molecular function (GO): DNA binding
Source: RefSeq, a predicted model, not a curated record